AUGCCUUCUAAACGCAAGGUACCUGCGGGAGUUCCUGAUGCUUUUCACGCUUCGCAGAAAUUCAAGCGCAGCCGUGUGAAAACCCAACUAGGAGCCUCUAAGCAGAGUUUCCAUCGAUUUUAUCAGAGCGGUACUAGUAAUACAACCGUCUCCUUUGCCCAAGCCAAUCUGAAUAAACUCUUCGAUCAUUAUCGAGAUAAUCCAUCUCAAGCCCCGGACAAGAUCGGUAUUGAUGGAGCACAGAUCUACUUGACUGAAAUCGACGUGGAGCUGGACGAAGUUGCCCAUCUCGCCAUUUGCGACUUAGUACAGUGUCCUUCUAUCGGCGAAUUCGAGAGAGCUGGCUUUGUGUCCGGCUGGCGCAAUAUUUCUGGCGACAAAACCUACGACACUAUCUCCCGCCAAUCACAAUAUGUCUCCGUGCUGCGCAAAAAGCUUACAACUGAUGCCGCGUACUUCAAGCAAGUGUAUCGCAAUGCAUUCAAGCUGGCUAAGCCUGAGGGCCAGCGCAGCGUUCCUAUGGAGACGGCGAUUGACUUUUGGCGGAUGUUCUUUCAGGCCGGCAAAGGUGGGGUUGAAUGGGACACUGCUUCGACUAAAUGGCUCGACCUGUGGAUUGAGUUUUACGAGACGCGCAACAAGCGACCUGUUAACAAGGAUUUGUGGAACAUGGUUGGGGAGUUAGUGCUGAAGACCAAAGAGCCCGAGGGAGAGAGCUUGAGCUGGUGGACUGAGGAUGGUGCCUGGCCAAUGGCUGUUGACGACUUCGUGACUUAUGUCAAGGAGAGGCGUAAGACCAAUGGUGACACCAUGGAUAUCAGUUGA
Exophiala aquamarina CBS 119918 is the source of this 825-nucleotide messenger RNA. RefSeq lists its product as uncharacterized. The coding region runs from base 1 to 825 and encodes 274 amino acids. NCBI's taxonomy places the organism in Eukaryota, Fungi, Ascomycota, Eurotiomycetes, Chaetothyriales, Herpotrichiellaceae. The transcript is spliced from 3 exons. Gene Ontology annotation, molecular function: ubiquitin conjugating enzyme binding; cullin family protein binding; ubiquitin-like protein binding. The record is from RefSeq and is a predicted model, not a curated record. Gene Ontology annotation, cellular component: ubiquitin ligase complex. Gene Ontology annotation, biological process: positive regulation of ubiquitin-protein transferase activity; protein neddylation.